Molecule: messenger RNA, 2116 nt
Organism: Anguilla anguilla (European eel)
Lineage: Eukaryota; Metazoa; Chordata; Actinopteri; Anguilliformes; Anguillidae
Product: 5-hydroxytryptamine receptor 5A-like
Exons: 2
Coding region: 23-1060 (345 amino acids)
Biological process (GO): G protein-coupled receptor signaling pathway, coupled to cyclic nucleotide second messenger; chemical synaptic transmission
Cellular component (GO): plasma membrane; dendrite
Molecular function (GO): G protein-coupled serotonin receptor activity; neurotransmitter receptor activity
Source: RefSeq, a predicted model, not a curated record
AGACAGAGUAAGGAAUUCCACCAUGGAGAAGUUUAACUUGACAGUGCGGGUAAACACCAGCUCGGACGAAAACAUACCCCGAAGGCUCACCUUCUCAAUGUUCAGUGUUCUUAUCCUGACGUUGAUAGUUAUACUGAUAAUCGCGACUUUUUUGUGGAACCUGUUGGUACUCGUGACGAUAUUGAGGGUAAAGACGUUCCACAGAGUGCCCCACAAUUUGGUUGCAUCAAUGGCAGUAUCCGAUGUGAUGGUGGCGGCUCUUGUGAUGCCCCUGAGCCUUGUCAACGAGCUGUCGGAGAGAAGAUGGCGUUUCGGAAGAGUCCUUUGCGACGUCUGGAUCUCGUUCGACGUCCUGUGCUGCACCGCUAGCAUCUGGAAUGUCACUGCCAUCGCCCUGGACCGAUACUGGUCUAUUACGCGCCACUUGGAGUACACUCUAAAAGCAAGGAAGAAAAUAUCAACCAUCAUGAUAGCCAUGACAUGGGCUCUGUCCGCAGUGAUAUCUAUAUCGCCACAGUUCGGAUGGGGAGAAACUUACGCUGCGGACGAGGAGAACUGCCAAGUCAGUCAGGAGCCGUCAUACACUGUUUUCUCCACUUUUGGGGCGUUUUACGUGCCCCUGUCUGUCGUUCUCUUUGUAUACUGGAAAAUUUACAAAGCCGCGAAACUUAGAAUUGGCAGUCUAAAGAGGAACGAGGUUAUCCCCAUGCCAGGAGUUGUACAGGUGAAGGAGGCUGCCCACGUUCCCCAGGUGGCCUUUGCGGCCCGGCAUGCGGGCGUGGCCUUUCAGACGGACGGUGAGACGUGGCGCGAGCAGAAGGAGCGGCGGGCCGCGCUGACGGUGGGCCUCCUCAUCGGCGUCUUCGUCCUCUGCUGGAUCCCCUUCUUUGUGACCGAGCUGCUGGGCCCCCUCUGCUCAUGCAACGUGGUGCCCCCCCUCUGCAAGAGCGUCUUCCUCUGGCUGGGCUACUCCAACUCUUUCUUCAACCCUCUCAUCUACACCGCCUUCAACAAGAGCUACAACAGCGCCUUCCGGAGCCUCUUCACCAAGCAGAGGUGAGGGGGCGAGCGGGCAUGGCCUCAAAAGAACUUGCCAAAGGACAACGUUAAUGCUUGCACACACACACUCUUUCCAAAUUAUUAUUAUUAAUAACGCGGAGGAACCCUUGGAAUUUAAAUCUUACCAUCAGAAUUGCAGUCAGAGGCUGGAUAAAUUGGUACACAAGGAAACCAGAUUGUAGUUUGAUCAGUAGUACUACAAUCAUAUGCCACUACUUUGCAAGAAAAAUAUUUGUAAAUGAUCAUUCUUAUUGUAGCUGUGAACGGACUAGAUCAUUUCCUAUUUAAUUUAUUUGUAGAUAUAAUCGUAAUUAUUACUCUGAUAUACUUAGCUGUUUAAUUAAUUUAGUAUUAGCUACAGUUCUAUCAGUGUGAAUUUGUAACUUAUUCAUUUCUGAAUUUUGUUUAAUGAGCCAAAUAGAACCAGGCUUUUUGUACAUAAAAGCAAGAGAUCAAGUUACUUGACAGUCAACUUGUCUAAAUUCAAAUCAAGGCAAAAGGGAAACAUUGCAAUUCACACACCGUCACAUCAAAAAAAUAAAAGAAUCUUACAUGCUUGAUGAUAGAGUUGUGAUUGACUAAAACAGUUUCCCAACCCUGUUACUGGAGACCCGCUGAUUUUCAUUAAUACUCAGGACUUAAUUGAUCAACUAAAGCAGUUCAUUACACAGUGCAUCUCACCUGGUUUCUUGGGUCUGAAUUAUUUGCUGAUUUGAAGUUAAAAACAGAAACUAGACACUACGGCUUUCCAGUACCAGGGCUGUUGACCCGGGGACUACAACCAAGAUUCUUAAAUCAUGUGAUACUACUUCAUAAGCAAUUUGGAAAAACCUGUCUUUAAUGUUUUAUGCACAAAUAAAACUGACUGGUUCUGGUGCUCCAAAAACAGUUGCCAGGAAAAUGCAAAGGGGAAUGUAGUUACUGGUUACGAUGUCAUCAUUAUGUGAACUGAAAAAAACAUAGUAGAAGCAUAUUUUCUGGACUUUGUGUGUAGGCGCUGUAUAGUUUGUAACAAACCACAUUUAAAAGAAAUAAAGCCUGACAAAAUAAAAGCGAC